Molecule: messenger RNA, 8227 nt
Organism: Anolis carolinensis (green anole)
Lineage: Eukaryota; Metazoa; Chordata; Lepidosauria; Squamata; Anolidae
Gene: ptpro
Product: protein tyrosine phosphatase receptor type O
Exons: 27
Coding region: 548-4204 (1218 amino acids)
Biological process (GO): peptidyl-tyrosine dephosphorylation involved in inactivation of protein kinase activity; podocyte differentiation; axon guidance
Cellular component (GO): glutamatergic synapse; GABA-ergic synapse; plasma membrane
Molecular function (GO): cadherin binding; Wnt-protein binding; protein tyrosine phosphatase activity
Source: RefSeq, a predicted model, not a curated record
CCCAGGAGGCGAGAGCGGAGGCGAGAGGCGGAUGCUCCUGGCGCGAAGGGAAGCGGGGAGCCGGGUCUCGCCGUUCAUCCAUCCUCGGAGGAGAAGGAGGAGAAAAGGCAGGCUCUGGCUGGCAAGAAGCUUCCAAGCAGCCUCUGCCGCCUCCUCCGCGCCCCACUCCGCCUUUUCACGCCCCUCCGCCGGCUGCCAUUGAGCCAAGGCGAAAGGGGACAUAAAGGAAGAGAAGCCCGGCUCUGCGAAUCCCUCGAAAGGGAAGGAAGGAAGGAGGAGAAGGGCGAGAAGAGCCAGGUUUCCCCCCAGAGGCAGCAGGGGCUGAGCUGGCCAUUGUUCGCCCCGGUGGCGAAGCGGCGGGGGAAGCUCGCCCUCUUCCUCCCUCUCCUCCUCCUCCUCCUCCUCUCGUCUCUUUCUCCCUCUCCGUCUCGGCGGCGGGGUCUCCAAGCCCACCCGCUCCGUCUCCUCUUCCUCCACCCAGCCUGUGGCUUCUCCGGACCGGCGGCGACCUCGGCUCGGGAGGCGGGCGAGAAGGCACGGCCUCCCGAUGAGCCGCCUCGGCCGGCUCUGGCUCUUUGUUGUCCUCCUCCUCCUCCCCCUCUUCCAGAAUGUGACUCCUUUCCAAGUUGCUGUGCGAGAUGACAACUGCAUUGUCAUUUCCCUUGAAGCUGCUGAUGUGGUGAGCUCACUCUCGUCGGUAUAUGUUGUGAAGAUCACCGGUGAAUCCAAGAACUAUUUUUUCCAGUUUGAUGAAUUCAACAGCACUUUACCCGCUCCUGUGGUUUUCAAUGCCACCUACCAUGGCCUUUAUUACAUAGUGACUCUAAUGGUGGUGAGCGCAAAUAUGGUUUCCAAGCCAACUCGAUCAAUCACUGUGUUAACUAAACCUCUGCCUGUAACCAAUGUUUUCAUCUAUGACUAUAAACCAUCACCUGAAACUGGAGUGUUGUUUGAAAUCCAAUAUCCAGAGAAGUACAACGUUUUCAGCAGGGUGAAUAUAAGCUACUGGGAAGGAAAAGACUACCGGACGAUGUUAUACAAAGAUUUUUUCAAAGGCAAAACUGUUUUCAAUCACUGGCUGCCAGGAAUAUGUUAUAGCAACAUCACAUUUCAGUUGGUAUCUGAAGCGACAUUCAACAAAAGCACGUUGGUGGAAUACAGUGGGAUUAAGCAUGAACCGACACAACACCGUACAGUUCCUUACCCUCCUCGAAACAUUUCUGUGCGUAUCGUACAUACGAACCUCAAUGAGAACUGGGAAGAACACAGUGGGGAUUUCCCAGAAGAAUCAUUUCUGGAAAACCAGAAUACUAUGGGACAGGAAAACAUUCCCCAUGUUGAGGAUGAUCUACCAGUGCUCCCAACAAUGAACACUUCUUAUACAUGGCCUGAGUAUCGUUAUAACAGCAGUGAUUAUGAAACCACGUCUCAGCCAGAUUGGUGGAUUAAUGAAUUGGACUCCCCAGAGAAUGAGGACGAGUUUGUCAAUGCAGUGCCAACAGAUUAUGAAAACAUCAACCCAACUGCUGAAUUUGGGACACCUUUACCUAAGCCUUCUUCAUUCCUCCCAGUGCAAAUGGUGCUGAGCUGGCUGCCCCCAAAACCACCCACAGCGUUUGAUGGCUUCCAUAUUCAUAUUGAAAGAGAAGAGAACUUCACUGAAUUCCUAACAGUGGGAGAGGACAUUCAUGAAUUUGUUGCUGAUCUGAAAGAACCAGGGAAAUACAUGGUAUCUGUUACGACGUUUAGUUCGUCUGGGUCAUGUGAAGUUCGAGAAAGCCGAAUAGCCAAAAGACUCAGUUUUUAUAUUAGCCCCACAGGGGAGUGGAUAGAGGAACUGACUGAGAAACCUCAGAAUGUCAUGGCAACUGUGCUAAGCUCAACCACUGCCUUACUCUCCUGGACCACAUCAUCAUGGGAACCCAGCAACAGCAACAAUACCAUUGUAUCUGUUGUAUCAUUGACAUGCCAAAAGCAGAAGGAGAGCCAACGACUUGAAAAACAUUAUUGCACUGAGGUGAACACAAGUAGCAGCUUCAUUGAAAACCUUGUUCCUGGUGCUCAGUACAAAGUUGUAAUCUACUUACGGAAGGGACCACUGGUUGGGCCUCCUUCUGAUCCUGUUACAUUUGCCAUUGUGCCAACAGGGAUAAAGGAUUUAACUCUUUAUCCAUUGGGACCCACUGCUAUGGUCCUCAGCUGGAACAGGCCUUACCUUGGCGUCUUCCGGAAAUAUAUUGUAGAAAUGUUUUAUUUCAAUCCUUCAACGAUGACCUCUGAGUGGACAACAUACUAUGAAAUAGCAGCAACAGUCUCUUUGACAUCAUCCGUGAGAAUAGGCAACCUGCUACCUGCAUGGUAUUAUAACUUCCGAGUUACUAUGGUGACCUGGGGAGAGCCAGAGCUGAGCUGUUGUGACAGUUCCACUAUCAGCUUCAUAACAGCUCCAGUGGCACCUGAAAUUACUUCAGUUGAGUAUUUCAACAACCUUCUCUAUGUCAGCUGGAUCUAUGGUGAUGACAACACAGAUCUUUCCCAUUCCAGAAUGCUGCACUGGAUGGUUGUUGCAGAAGGAAAGAGGAAAAUUAAAAAGAGUGUGACUCGGAAUGCCAUGACUGCAGUGCUCAACCUUCCUCCAGGAGACAUCUACAAUCUUUCAGUAACUGCUUGCACUGAAACGGGUAGCAACACCUCUGCAUCUCAGCUUGUGAAAGUUGAUCCAGCUCCUCCAAGAUCACUCUUUGCUGUGAAUAAGACCCAAACAUCUGUGACUCUCCUGUGGGUGGAAGAGGGAGAAGCUGAUUUCUUUGAAGUCUUCUGCCAGCAGGCUGGCUUGAACCAAGACACAAAGAUCCAGGAACCUGUUACAGUGUCUUCACAUGUGGUGACAAUCUCCAGUCUUCUACCUGCUACAUCCUACAACUGCAGCGUUACCAGUUUCAGCCACAGCAGUCCCAGUGUCCCAGCCUUCAUCAGUGUUUCUACUAUGGUUACCGAGAUGAAUCCAAAUGUGGUGGUGAUUUCUGUCCUAGCAAUUCUGAGUAUCCUUCUGAUAGGGCUGCUACUUGUAACUUUGGUAGUGCUUCGGAGAAAACAUCUCCAAAUGGCCAGGGAAUGCGGUGCUGGAACCUUUGUGAAUUUUGCUUCAUUGGAGAGAGAUGGAAAACUCCCAUACAACUGGCGUAGGAGUGUAUUUGCUUUCCUAACCCUGUUACCCUCCUGCCUUUGGACUGAUUAUCUCUUGGCAUUUUAUAUUAACCCUUGGAGUAAAAACGGAUUGAAGAAAAGAAAGUUGACCAACCCCAUCCAGCUGGAUGACUUUGACAGUUACAUCAAGGAUAUGGCUAAAGAUUCUGACUAUAAAUUCUCUCUACAGUUUGAGGAACUGAAGCUGAUUGGCCUGGAUAUCCCACACUUUGCAGCAGACCUCCCCAUGAAUCGCACUAAAAAUCGCUACACAAAUAUCCUGCCCUAUGAUUUCAGCCGUGUUCGAUUGGUUACAAUGAAUGAAGAAGAAGGCUCCGAUUACAUUAAUGCGAAUUAUAUCCCAGGUUACAACUCUCCACAGGAAUACAUUGCAACCCAAGGCCCACUGCCAGAGACGAGAAAUGACUUUUGGAAGAUGGUUCUCCAGCAGAAAUCACAGAUCAUUGUUAUGCUCACACAAUGCAAUGAAAAAAGAAGGGUAAAAUGUGAUCACUAUUGGCCUUUCACAGAAGAACCGGUGUCUUAUGGAGAUAUCACAGUGGAGAUGUUGUCUGAAGAACAGCAAUCGGAUUGGGUUUUUAGGAACUUCAGAAUCAGCUAUGCAGAUGAGGUACAGGAUGUGAUGCAUUUUAAUUACACAGCUUGGCCUGACCAUGGGGUCCCUCCCACGAAUGCAGCAGAAAGCAUCUUGCAGUUUGUGCAGAUGGUCAGACAGCAGGCAACAAAAAGUAAAGGUCCCAUGGUCAUACACUGCAGUGCCGGUGUGGGACGGACGGGGACUUUUAUAGCACUGGACCGCCUCUUACAGCACAUUCGUGAUCACGAGUUUGUAGAUAUACUGGGGCUGGUGUCCGACAUGCGGUCUUAUCGGAUGUCCAUGGUCCAGACAGAGGAACAAUUCAUUUUUAUUCACCAGUGUGUGCAAUUAAUGUGGUUAAAGAAGAAGAAGCAGUUCUGCAUCAGCGACGUCAUAUACGAGAAUGUCAGCAAGUCGUAAUUCCAAGUCAUGGGUGCAGUUCUGCAGAACACGGACAGAUGCAGAAAGGUGACAUUUUACAUCCAGAAGCUCUGGGAAGACACAUAGCCUUAAGGAACCUGCAGUGUCUUGUUUGGACUCUUUAAUUUUCUGGACUUUUGAUUUUUUAAAGUUAGUAAUACUGGACCAAAUUCAGCACAGCAACAUUAACAUGGAACCAUGUCAUAAUGUGCACAACCAUACAGCACUUGGGAAAGGUUUUUCUGUUGUUCUCCAGUUUCGAAUGCUUUAUUAUUAUUUUUAAUAUGCAGGUUGGGCUUAAAGGUUACAGAAUGUGCAAUAUCUGAACAACAAUAAACUUUAUCCAUGUACCUCCAGUGAGGUGUGUGUAAAUUAAAAGCAGGCAGUAGUAGCAUUGGAUAAUAAUACCUCAUUCACAUCCGGUGGAGGAUGAGAAGAGUCCCUAAGUUGGGCAGGGAAGAUGAGCAAUGGUGAUAUUACUAUCUUACUGCCAUUUAAUACUAAGAGGCAUGGAAUAUCAAUAGGAUCAGGAUUCUCCAAAAGAGAAAAUCGUACCAGACGUCGACUCCUAACUUCAGAUUCAGCAUUUGAAGAUUUUGACCACAACAAUCUUAGAAAUCUUUGGAAAUCUUCAAUUGAGGAUUAUACAACUCAUGAAGUUAAAAUCUUCAGCACAGAGAUGCCAUAUUGACUGGGUGAAGGAAAAACAAGAUUGCACACCUGGAUUUGGAGUGGAAGUACUGAUGGACACAACGUGCUGUUGAAUAAGGCAAUUUCUGCAAUGAGUAUCAUCAUUGUACUGAUUGUGUUGUCUGAACCAACUUUAGCUGCUGUCUAUAUUUCUAUACUUUCCCCCUUUUGUUUUAUGUUUUUUAUUGUAUUUAUCUUGUGGUUGUUUUAUUUGGUGGGGACGGGGACGAAGUUGGUCAGUGUUUUGUAGAGGGAAGAGGAGAAGCAAGUUGUAGAGAGCACCCAGCUUCAUGCUGUUGAGUCUGAAAAAAGCUCCCAAAAUGGGAAUUCCUUUUAGAAUGCUAUAAGAGGAUUCAAAUGACUACUUGUUUGACCAGCAAUGUGGGUUUGUGUGUCAUUGUCAAUUCACUGCCAAGUGUUUUCUUCUGGAAAAAAGUUCAUGUAACUUACAAUGCUGCUUUUUUGGUUGUUUCUGUAUCCGGUUUCUGUAGGAAUUAGACAUGUCCUUAGAUGGUGACAUUUGAAUGCUGUCAAUGCACAAUUGAUUGCAUUUUGGGAGUCCUUCUGUCCUCAGUUUGAUUUUCUCCAAUUUCACUGCAAAUUUCCAAAGGAAGUGGAACUCACCAGACAGAAAACAAGAUGGAGCAAGCUGAAGGGAAAGCAGGAACACCACAUUUCUGCUCAGUAGGAAAAAAAACCAAAACAAAACAAGGUGGUAGCUGUUCUAUGAGAGUGGCAAUGUGGUCUAGUGCAUAGAGUUCUGAACCAAUUCUGGGUUUAGAUUUCCACUGAGCCACAAUCCUUCUCAGUGAGCCCUUAUCUCAGGUCAAAUGACCUGAUAAGAUUGUUGUGAGGAUAAAAUGGAAAGGUAGACAGCCCCAUGAACUACCCUAUGUUCAGUUCAGAGGGAAAUGCAAUGAAUCAAUGUGUAAUGGAAUGAAUUAUUUUGAACCUUCCAUACUAAAGCCUGUCCAAGCUGGGAAGGAUCAGUUGGAAACUCUAGUUUUUCAUCCAAUAGCCAGGAUCUCACACCACAGCAGAAUACCAUAGGUCUCCAUAUGCAGCCUUACACACUAAUUGUACCAUACAAAACGUUUGUGUUCAGUAGCAGCAUUGCACAAAUGUACCAAAACAGCACACAUGCACUGAAUACACAAGCAAAUAUACAUUUAUAAUGGUGUCACGUGUGCAAGUCUGCUUUUGUGACUUUGAACUGAAUGUGGAUGUUCAGUAUCAGACUCAAAUGUCCAUUUUUCUGAUCAGAGAACUUCUGCAUGAGUAAGACACAAACACCUUUCUAGCUCAGAGAUAAAAUUCUAGCUUUGGAGUGGGGUUUAAGACUGAUUUUAAUAUCUGUUAGUGCACUUUUUUGUAUUGUAUUAAGACAGUACAAAAAUCCCCCCUUACACUACCCAGCUGGAUUUGGAAGAAAGGAGGCAACUGUAUCAAGCAUCUUUUGGGGAGGAGAAAUUAGGGUAGCCCAGAUGCCAACUGUUUGCAGUCUCCCAAGAUCUCACCCCAGAAAAAGGUGCUGUUGAAAUACAUUUUUGCCAAUGCAAACAUCCUUAAAAUAAGUACAAGAGGGAUUUGUUUUAAAGAACUUUUUAUUGCUUUGAAAUCUCCCAUCAGAUGGUGGCAUUUCAGUCAUUAUCCAAGCAUCUAAACCUUGGGUCAGGUUACUUGAGAGAGAAAGCAACAGAGAAGGGACAGUGGGUUGAUCAUGAAGAGGACUCUUUGUCAUAAAAUGUUUUUAUUGUAUUUUUCUUUCCACUAACAAUGUGAAGAAAUGAUUGCAGGACUUGUGUGAACAUAACUCUGGGGUAAUAGGGACCUUGACUUGGGUGGACUGGGGAGGGACAAUUUAUUUGGCUGCUUUAGGAGGCAUGAUAGAUCCUGGUAGGUCUAAGGAGAGUGGGCUGGUUAAUCCACUUGGAGUUCAGUCUGAAUCGUAAAGGAGUGUCUCAGAUGCCAAACUUACUUAAUGUAUGAGCCAGAAGCAGGAAUUUUCAUGGGAUUGAAUCCAGAAUAAGAAGCUGCUUAAAGCAGGGAGAUAUAGCUUGCUUGGUUUAAUUAGGAGGCUUUGUUUAAAAUCCUGUAAAUCAUAUCUAGAGUAAACAUGUUGAAUCGAUUAUUGAAUGGUGACUCAACAUAUGGGUAAAUUCCAUUGAUUCAAUGGUUCUACUUUAGUCAAGACUAACAAUAGUAUUUAGAUCUUAAAGUGCACAUCCUGUGUGUAUUUACAAAAACAUCAAUCCUUCUUAAUGGAUUAUAGACAGGCAUAACUCAGCAUUUGAACAUCAGGAUACCAGAUUUUAUUUAAGUUCUGUUUUUAGAAUGAUGUCCUCCUCUUACUUGGGGAAAAGGAGGUUUGCAUGUUUUUCCAGAUGUAUACAACAGUACAAUUUUCUCCCGUGGACCAACAAGCCUCUAACAUGCCUCUAAGUAAACCAGUAUGAACUGCUGCGACCCAUAUGCUGACCUAUUGCCAACAAAACAAAUGCUGAGUUUAUUGUGGAAAGGAUGUGCUUUCAGGCUUCAAAGGAACAAAAUGAUAAAUUCAGGCCACAAAUGCAUGUGGAUAUGAUGUUUUGCAGCCAAUAAUAUAUGUGCACUUGACAUGAAUUAAGAUGCCAUGUUGUCUUUGCCAACUAUUUGUGUGCCAUGAUGUAGGAUGGUGUCUCACGUGUGCUUUUCUGAGCCAUGCACCUCCUUGCACUAUUCUGCUACUUGGUUACAUGUUUAGCCUCUUAGGCAUGUGAGAUGCUGAAACAAAACAAUGUAACCAAGUUCCCAUCAGAAUAGCAAUCCAUCAUCUUGAAUUCAGGGAUUUGCUCAUGCUUUGUUGCAGUUAAGAAAUGCUUUAAAAGAGAAUCCUUAUCUGAACUGCAGUCUUUUUUCUCCUCCUCCCUUCACAAAUAUACAUAUACAGAACCCAAAUAGAAAAAAAAACUUGUCCUAGGGAAGGUCUAGGGGAACAAUCGUUCAGGCACUUAGCUCUACUCAAGGCACCAACCAUGUUCUUUAGUGUCAAAUAUCUUUGUUGUUUAAUGGACCAAACCCAAAGAACAUUCAUCAGUUUGAGCUGUACCAGAUGGCUGUAUAAACACUAUUGGUUUGCUUUGUUUUGCAAUUUUUGAAAAGGUGAAGAUGGGGGGAAAACACCAACAAUUGUGUUGAUUUUGUUCUGUUGGAGCUGUUCUGAGUUUUGCAACAAUGUGUAGUAAUCUGUGUUAGGCGUAGCUUAUUUGAGGUUGUAGAGUAUAGAAUCUGAAUUUGGGGGACCAGAGAGCUGUAUGAACAUGAACAACAAAAAUAACACUGAUCAAAGCAAAA